Kluyveromyces marxianus DMKU3-1042 is the source of this 2454-nucleotide messenger RNA. RefSeq names its product exocyst subunit SEC10 (gene SEC10). Gene Ontology annotation, biological process: exocytosis; Golgi to plasma membrane transport. Lineage: Eukaryota; Fungi; Ascomycota; Saccharomycetes; Saccharomycetales; Saccharomycetaceae. Gene Ontology annotation, cellular component: cytoplasm; exocyst. The transcript has a single exon. The record is from RefSeq and is a predicted model, not a curated record. The coding region runs from base 1 to 2454 and encodes 817 amino acids.
AUGAACGCCAUUUAUGAAUUGGAUUCCAAAUGGAAAAAGCUGUUGACUUCCGACAAUUUUUUGUGCGGAUUAACGGUGAAUGAAUUCGUAACGGAAUUGAGUAAAGAUCAAGCAGCAAAACAAAAUAUAUCAACGACGCAAGAGUCUUUAGAGAUUUCAUCCAGGCACUUAGAUGCAAAGCCUUUUAUUAGAACCUUCGAGUCUGUUUUAAAGGAACUUAAGAAAUUACAGAAAGAAACUAUCUCUAAGAAUGAUCAACUCACACAUCAGGUUUCGACGAUGGAAGUGCAACAUGCCAAAAGCAUAUUGAAGUCGCGUGAUGACAUGAAGGGCAUUGUUCAUAAAUAUGAUCAGUUAGAUAGAAAGCUUUCUUCUGUCACACAAGUCGUGUCUCCGUUAGGAAAUAAGUUGGAAAAGUCAAUAAAAAAGAGGAAUGCCUAUAUCAAAUCGGUUGAGCUAAUAAGUUAUUAUGCGUCUUAUUUGGAGAACGGGGAGUGUCAGGAACUGAAUAAUUUACUUACAUCUACUGAUACUAAGAAGUGUGCUCAAGGAGCUCUCAUUCUCAAAUCUUUGCUUAUACUUACAAGAAGAUUAGAUACGAAAUCUGUACCAAAGACCCUAGAAGUAACGCAAAAGAUAGAGCAGAUUGCCUCUGAGUUCGAAGAAAGUAUCCUUCACGGAUUUAAUGAAGCUUAUAGAGAAAAUGACUUCGCGCGAUUACAUCAACUAGCAUGGAUUUUAGACGUCUUUAACAAUGGGAUUAAUAUUAUUAAGAACUUCACUGAUAAACACGCGUUCUUUGAAGAAUCUUCGGGUUUUACAGCAAAAGAAUCUGCUUUAUUCACUGAUAACAAUUUUAAGGCUCGAUUGAUGGAUCCCGACUCGCACGUUCUAAAAUACGAUGACAAAGUAGUCAAUUACAUCAAUAGCGUUUUUGAGGUAAUAAAAGAUGAAUCUGAAGUUGUAGCAAAAGUGUUUGGAAACAAGGCCUCCAAUGUGAUGUGUUUGUUUAUUCAAAAAGUGUUUCAAGAGAAGUUUCAGCCUCUUGUUCAAUUUAUCUUAAACUCUUCUUUAUCUCUUUCACCCUUGGCUUAUUUACGUUCGCUACACACUUAUUUUUCUAUUAUUAAUACUUGUGUGAAACAACAAUCAGAAAACUUAAUGGCUGUUAAUAUGGAGGGCUAUGAUAAAGUUUCGGCAUGUUUGGAGAAAUGUUUUAAGAAUAUGUUUAACGAUGUUCUGUUUGACAGAUCAAAAUAUUUCGAAGUAGAAAAGAGGAAUCUCGAAGUGGUGUUAAUUCAAAAGGCCUCUGAAUUCAACGUUUUAUUCAACGCAGAGAUACGACAAAGAGCUCUUUCUAAUAAGUUAAAUGAAGUGAGUGACUUUAUGACAUCUCCAGAACUGAAAAUUUUGACAUCGCGCUCCUCAAGUAGGUUCUCUCAAUUAAAUCUUUUCAUUAAGAACAAAUUUGAGAAAAGGCCUGAGCAUGACAAUACUCUUCGGACUAGUACAAGUCUAAAGAAGAAGAACAAUAACUAUUUCACGUUAUCAUAUAUUGACCUAAUGUUGAAGUGCUCCGUAGAGUCAUUGGCUAGAGUUACUGAUCUUGUUCCAACUAUUGCGAGUGAGUUCAGCUAUGAACUAGUUGAAAUAUCAUUAGUUGGUUUGAUCGAUUCGUAUAUUGAAUCUGCACUGGAAGUUGCAUAUUCUCAGUUGAUUUCCCAUGAAGUCUAUCGUGAAAUAAAUAUUGACCUAUCUUUCCUAAAGUAUAUUUCUACGGCCACUGAGAUGAUCAGCAUUGUAUCAGCAUAUAUCAAAAGUAUUGUCCUCCCCUUACUUCAAAGUUCACCUGCAAUGAAGCAAAAAGUGGUGACUUUGUCAAACGCAUAUUUCAGGAAAUGUGAACUAUUAAUGAAUCUAUUGAUCGUUGAAACAGCAGGGAUGCUCAACCAAAAGUUCACGCAAGUAUUGGGAAAACAGAAAAGAAAAGAUUUCCUUUCCAAGUCACAGGAUUUCUUGGAUCAAGAUACAGAGACAACAACUGAACUAGUAACGGUACUCAGUAACAUAUAUUCACAAUCUUCGCUGUACCUAAAAAAUGGAAAUCUGCAUUCGUUUUUGGCCAAAACUGGUGACAAUUUAUUUUAUCAACUUCUUAACCAUUACAAAAAGUUUCAAGUUAGUUCAACAGGAGGCGUUAUUGUUACUAAAGAUAUAAUUGCGUAUCAAACAGUGGUAGAGGAAUGGGGUAUUGAUGAUCUUAACGAAAAGUUUGCUACGCUAAGAGAAUUAUCUAAUUUAUUCACCGUCCAACCAGAAUUAUUAACAUCCUUAACUAAAGAGGGUAGACUUGCGAAUGUUGAUCGUUCGAUUAUCGAUGAGUACAUUUCUAAGAGAGAGGAUUAUAACCAAGAUAGCUUUAUCAACAAAUUCAAAGCCUCUUUACGUAAUUAA